AUGGCUGCCGGUGAUGAAGAUAAAAAAUGGUUUCGCGAAGUAAAUCCAAGUUUUUGGCCUGGUCAAGCAUUUUCACUUGAAAUCGAUGAAGUUCUUCAUCAGCAACGAUCAAAAUAUCAGGAUGUUCUAGUUUUUAAAAGUAAAACAUAUGGUAAUGUACUUGUUUUGGACAAUUGUAUUCAAUGUACCGAACGAGAUGAAUGUGCUUAUCAAGAAAUGCUUGGCUUUCUACCUUUACUUGCACAUCCAAAUCCAAAAAAAGUCUUAAUCAUUGGUGGAGGUGAUGGUGGUGUUCUUCGUGAAGUUGUUAAACAUCCACAAGUUGAACAAGCUGUUCUUUGUGAAAUUGAUCAAGAUGUUAUUGAUGUUAGUAAAAAAUAUUUACCUAACAUGGCACAAGGUUUUUCUAGUCCAAAAGCAGUCAUUAAUGUUGGCGAUGGCUUUGAAUAUCUUAAAAAUCAUAGUCAAGAAUUUGAUGUUAUUAUUACAGAUUCAUCAGAUCCAGAAGGUCCUGCUGAAUCUCUCUUUCAAGAAUCAUUUUAUUCGUUAUUAAAAUCUGCUCUUAAACCACCACAUGGUAUUAUAUGUUGUCAAGGUGAAAGCAUUUGGCUUCAUUUAAGUUUAAUCAAAAAAAUAAUGACAUUUGCUCGUGAUAUUUUUCCAACUGUUGCAUAUGCUUUUGCAUCAACACCAACAUAUCCAAGUGGUACCAUUGGUUUUCUUAUUUGCAGUCUUGAGAAAGAUAAGAAAUUGAAUGAACCAGUUGAUGAAAAAAUUGCCGAUCAACUUGAUACACGAUUUUAUACAGCUGAUAUUCAUCGUGCUGCUUUUGCAUUGCCUGCCUUUGCUCGCAAAGAACUAAGCAAUACUAAAUGA
This is a messenger RNA of Adineta steineri, 876 nucleotides long. Lineage: Eukaryota; Metazoa; Rotifera; Eurotatoria; Adinetida; Adinetidae. The record is from the annotation of a GenBank genome assembly.